GGUGGGAGUGGCCGGUUGGCAGAGUGAGUGGAAAGUUACCAGACAGCAGGUCACUGACAGAGCAGGUUGUGUCUCCAUGUGUCUCUUGGUCUCAGUCACCACGUGUCUCCAUGUGUCUCUUGGUCUCAGUCACCGUGUGUCUCCAUGUGUCUCUUGGUCUCAGUCACAGUGUGUCUCCAUGUGUCUCUUGGUCUCCGUCAACAUGUGUCUCUUGGUGUCCAUCAACAUGUGUCUCCAUGUGUCUCUUGGUCUCAGUCACCAUGUGUCUCUAUGUGUCUUUUGGUCUCAGUCACCGUGUGUCACUUGGCAGUUUUUCAGUAUUUGAAUCAGAUAAAAACCAAAGAUACUGUACACACACUAGGUCUGUGGUCUUUAAUAAUUCUGCCCAAUAUGUUCUGCUGGUAACAAGUUUGAGGUUGUGAUUUGUAAUGUUUACAUUACAUCACAUCUCUCCACACUCAUGCCAACAGUGGUGGUGAUACAGUAUGACUAAUUUUUCUGUGGAGGUAGAUAUGUUUCGAAACACAACUUGAUGAAUAAUUUGAAUGUUGCAUUAUUGAGUCACACUGUUCCUUGAGACAGAGAAAAACCCAUAUCCUUUACCCACUGUGGAUAUUAUUUUUUCAAGAGGGGCAUAUAGUUUUGAGACUGUGCUCCUUCCAAAGACAGUGCUCUUCUUUUGAGCAAUACUUUACUGUUGCCACAUACGAGCAGGAUUCUACAAGAACAGACAUGAGGGUAAAACCCGUAAAUUAGUUUUGAAUGAGAAAUGUAUAUGCUUAUCAAGAAGAUUAAGAUUUAUCCUGGAUUUUUUUUUGUUUUAUCUUUACAAACAUAAAGACAACAGGUUAUUCAUGUCCUUAAUACCAUGGCCCCUCCCCUUCUGCUACGUAGCCAAGAUGGCGGCUAUUGAUGUGUCCAUCAUUUCACACUCGUGUGUUGCUAUGCCCAUCAGUGUGAACGUGCCCAUGCACUCAACAUUAAAUAAUCAAGAUCAAAUGUUCAGCAGACGCGCAGCCUCAUCUCCUGGCUCGUGUGAUGUUUCUUCAUAUGAGAUUGCAAUCGGGCCCAAAUCCUCAAAAGAUAUCCUUUUAAUUCCAUACGUCCUGUCCGUCGGUGCGAUGGCUGCCAUGUUGGUGCUUCUCCUCUCCGCUCUGCUCUGGUCCACCCACACGCCCGGCGCAGCGUCGCCCUCCUGCCCGGUGAGCUGUCGCUGCUACAGCCUCACUGUGGAGUGUGGCUCCACUGGCCUGAGGGACAUUCCCAAACAUGUCCCCCCAUCCACACAGACCAUCUUCCUUCAGGACAAUGUGAUCGGUCAGAUCCGUCGACAGGACCUCCUUCAGCUGAGGCACCUGCACUACCUGUAUCUGCAGAACAACACCAUCUCCGCGGUGGAGCCCAGCUCGUUCCAGAACCAGGGUCAGUUGUUGGAACUUGCUCUGAACGGGAACAGGAUCCACCUGGUGACGGCCGACAUGUUCAAGGGACUCCAACACCUCCGCAUCCUUUACCUGGCGGGAAAUGACAUCACACGCCUGCUGGACUACACCUUCCGAGGAUUACAGCGUCUGCAGGAGCUCCAUCUGCAGCGUAACAGUAUAGACAUGCUGGCAGACCAGGCUCUAGCAGGCCUGACCUCUCUGGCUCUGCUGGACCUGAGCAGGAAUAAUCUUCACACCAUCGGCCCUGCGUCGCUGCGACCCCUGGUCAGUCUGCAGGUGCUGCGCAUCACAGACAACCCAUGGCGCUGUGACUGUGCUCUCCACUGGCUGAGGAGCUGGAUUGACGAGGCGGGGCAGCGGCUGCUCAGCUCUGCCGAGCGUCGGCUCAUCUGCACCGAGCCGCCGCGUCUCUCCCACCUCAGCCUGGUGGAGGUCCCCCUCAACAGCCUGGUGUGUAUUCCUCCACUGGUGCAGCUGGAGCCCAGGAGGCUCGCCGUGCGCCUGGGAGAGAGCCUCCGGGUGUCCUGCCACGCCUCCGGCUACCCUCGGCCACAGGUGACCUGGAGGAAGGCAUCCCAGGGUAAAGUGGCGCUUUCUCCCCGAGGCCUUGUCCAGGAGCUGGGUGCUGCAGGAGGUGGAGUGGGGGUAGCAGAGGAGCCCUCGGAGGGGGGCCGGGUCAGUCUGCAGAAGGCCGAGGCCGAGCGGUUUGACCCCGACACUGGCAGCGGCAUGCUGUUCCUCAGUAAUGUGACCGUGGCCCACGCAGGUUUCUAUGAGUGUGAGGCCUGGAAUGCAGGGGGCGUGGCCAGGGUUACCUUUCAGCUCGCCAUCAACUCGUCCACUUCCUCCUCCUCCUCCUCUUCCUCCUCCAUCUGGGCCUCUUGGUCUCAGGUGUCCUCGCCUUACUCCCCCGUCUGGCCCAGGCUCAGGAACCACGGCCCUGCUUCGGGCUCAGACGUGAGCCGGGAACCCCUGUACGCUCUGGGCAGCAUGGCCUUCAGCGCUCUGGGGGCUGCCACCCAGACCGCCAUCGCCGUGGGCAUCUCCCUGCUGGCCCUGACCGCUCUGCUGCUGGUCGCCAUGAUCUACAGCCGACAUCACCAACGAGGAAAAGAGGCUGAUGGAGCUGAGAAGGAGGAGAGCAUCCUGUACGUGAACGACUACUCUGACGGCCCCACCACCUUUGCCCAGCUGGAGGAGUACCGCGACGAGCGCGGACAUGAGAUGUACGUCCUCAACCGGGCCAAGCCCGUGCUGCCCCCCGCUCCGCCCACUGCCACAGUCUCCACUAACCUGGGCGGCCCCGCUCCAUCCGACACCUCCAGCCACAGCAUGUCCUCGGGGCCUGGCCAGACCGUGACUCCCACUCUGGCCCCCAACAAGCAGCAGCAGCAGCAGCAGCAGCAGCAGGAGGGUGACAUACGGACCAUGAGGAGAAUGGCAGGGGAGGGAGGGGAGGCUGAGCCUGUGAUCACAUCAGAGGCAGAAGGGAUGUUUCUUAACCACACUGGCCUGUUCAUGGACUCGCAGAUCGCCUACGAGAUCCACUGCUGAAGGGGGGACGGAAUCCACUGCAACACUGGUAUGUAUGUGCGAUACAGUGGUUUAGAGCCAAGCCUGUCACAUCUGCUGAAAUCUACAAGUGUUCAUUCCCGUGGAAAGCAUUUACUUUCUCCAAGACUCAACUACAGUAAUGGAUUGUUAUUGGAGAAGGUUUACAGGUUUAAAUGAAUAGCACAGAGGCUUUCCAAUGGAUAUACAGUGACCUUGCAUGACAAAACAUUCGUGGUAAAGGCCAUUCAAAGACAACGUCAGGUGGACUCAGGUAUAAACUGAGCUGCACACCACUGAACUCAACUCUCCUGUACAGGAACAUCUGGACCCGCGUUUAUCAGACCUUCUUCUAUAGCAGAACCCUGUGACCGAAGUGAACGUCUGUCCCCUGGAGACUUCACACAAAGCUCAUUGGUUAUUUGCAGGGUGAGUCUGAGAAGGGGGACGUCGUGAAAUCUUCCAGCACAUGAAUAUGUGGGAGCCCGUGUGUAAUUUGAAACUGUUAAUGUCUUAAUGUGAUUUGAAAUCAGUGCAGUGAUGGUGGGACAGCAACAGAUGAAUUUUGUUACUAUUUAUUUAAAGAUAUCAUAUCACUGAUAUAUUCUGCCUAUUUUCAAUCUAAAGUCUUGAUCUCCCACCUUUUCUCAUAUUCUUCACUUCUGAUGAACAUCCUGUCCACUUCCAGACACCAACAGUGAACCUGCGGGUCCUGUUUCAAACAUUGGACCUUCUGAAUAUGUGGUCAGGUGUCCCUGAGUUUAAAGCUAUGAGCAGGUUCAAAUGAAAGAGGCCAGUCAUAUUCAACAUCAACAGUAUUUAAUAGGAGAUAAUGUGAAAGGCUUUUCAGGGACGUUAACGAAAUCAAAUAUCAAGUAAUCAAACAGCUUAAGUAGUAAGAGGCUUUUGAAAGACAAAGAAUUUUAAGGUUAAAAUGAGUCGAAUACAAAUGUUUAGGGCUUACAAUAUCCAUCUGAUUGAAUUAUGGUCAGCUCCUGCAGCUUUUCCUGCAGCUCCUCUGUCUAAAACGCCUGGAUUUCUUUUAGCCCUGCAUCCCGAUAAACCCAGUCUGCUCCGACUGGCCAGCUGGCCCAGUCUGUUGUGGUGAUCAACUGCUUUCAACAAAUGUAGGAAAUGUCACGCCCCUACACCAGAAAAGUGGAGAUUGCAGACAGGGUUACUCCAAAAGAUUCCAACUGUGACAUCACAGCGGGAGAGAAAUCUGAACCAGUUGUUUAGAGCCAGGCUGUAGGGGUUUAGCCAGCUCACAAAAAAAUGACAUGGUGGUCUUUUUUCACAGAUACACAACUUUCUGUCCAUAAACACUGAAAAAGUGAUUUUUCCAUAAUCUGUCACCUUUAAAAGAGGAGAGGAGGCGUAUUUUUUCUUUAAAGGCCUAAAAUAUUUGAUGUUCAUAUUCUCUUCUUAGCAAAAAUGAUGGAUUCUACAUGCUAGUGCUAAACCUCAGCCAUUAUAUGAGGAGGAUUAAAUGUUAAUAUGAAAGAACUUUGUCUGGGAUGGAGCCUCUUUAUUGCAUAGACACUUGGCGACUAAAUGUCACUUGGGAAACUGUGGGUUGUUUUGAUGUUUGUUCAGGAGUGUAAAAGCUCACACGUGGCUCAGCGUUGACUGACAGUUGAGGAUGUAGGUGGACAUGUUUCCUUCAAGAGACGACUUGAACCUCGGAGGAUUCAGCACACGAUACAAACCACUGGUAAAUCUCACGAACAGCCAGACCAGGCUUCAGUUCCCAGUAACACAAAAAGAGUUCUGGAACAUAGUCCCAUGGGCCAAUGAAUCGAAAAUCUACCUCCCUCAAAAUUAAUGAAUGAAAGUUUGGAGAAUAUUGUGACCCAAAGCCGCCACCUCAUCUGUCCAACACAGCAGUGGUUGUGGUUCGGCCCAGGCAUGUAUGGCUCCAAUUGAGCUGGCCAACUGACAAACUGUCAUUUAUUGAUGCUAGCAGAGGUCUACAGGAGCAUUUCAUCUGUCAGCAGGAUAAUGAUGUGAAACGACAUUUAGCCAAAACAACCAAAGAGUCACCUGGUCUCCAUCAGACUGAGCAGCGUUCCACUUACUGAAGUCCAGCUUAAAGGCAGAGAGACCUCACAACGAGCUGAAGCUCUGGGACCGAAUCACCAGGGAAGAUACAAAGAGUCUGAUGAUGUCUUCAGACAGUCACUUAUCAGAGGAUUUGACUAUAAAUAUUAAAUAUGAUCAUUUUGUUUAACUUCAUGGGUAUCUGUCCGAUUACCUUUGAACCCUUCAACUUUGUACUCAAUGUGUUUAAAGGUUUAUAUCUCCCACAUAGUGCUUUCUCUGUUGAUGUAUAGUAGAUAGAGUUGAUACAUGUAUAUGAAAUGAGCUCUGAUCUUUAUUCCAGACCGAAGCUGUCCCUCAAAAGUCUGCCCUCUCCCUUCUUGUGUGCAAGUACGCUUUGCUCCUGUCCAAAACAGUUUGUCUGCACUCAGAUAUACUCUUUGUUUGCACCAAUGCCCAGUGCUUCAGUUUGACUCCUACUCGCAUUCAGGCUGCUCCUGAGAACUCAAGAGACCUACCCUCUCUACUCUUUGUGAAAGGACACUGUCAAAAUUUGCCAGCCAUUAAAAUUCCAGGUAUGACAUUGACCAAUGAAAUUGUCACUGCCCAUGCUGUGAGCACGUAUGAUUUACUUUUUACAGGAUCGGUUCAGUUCAGUUCAGUUCAGUUCAGUGGAUCACUCACCAACACGGAUCAACAAAGUCAAGUACCUCAUUUGUUUUGCUCAUAAUCAGUGUCAGAUUGGAGUCAAUCCACUUCCUUUCAGUUGUACAGUUAAACUCAUUGUCCAUCCUGUCCUCUAAACAAUUAAAGAAGGAUGCCUUUUGUUUAUUA
Scophthalmus maximus (turbot) is the source of this 5870-nucleotide messenger RNA. RefSeq names its product leucine-rich repeat-containing protein 24-like. The record is from RefSeq and is a predicted model, not a curated record. Bases 855 to 2999 code for a protein of 714 amino acids. NCBI's taxonomy places the organism in Eukaryota, Metazoa, Chordata, Actinopteri, Pleuronectiformes, Scophthalmidae. The transcript has 9 exons. Gene Ontology annotation, molecular function: protein binding.